Messenger RNA from Phyllopteryx taeniolatus (common seadragon), 2495 nucleotides. RefSeq names its product nuclear envelope integral membrane protein 1 (gene nemp1). Lineage: Eukaryota; Metazoa; Chordata; Actinopteri; Syngnathiformes; Syngnathidae. The transcript is spliced from 8 exons. Gene Ontology annotation, cellular component: nuclear envelope. The record is from RefSeq and is a predicted model, not a curated record. Bases 50 to 1459 code for a protein of 469 amino acids.
ACGGGCACGGAAAGGGCGGGGCUAAAGACAUGAAGCUGGUGCUCUCAUCAUGGCGGGAUGCAUGAAAGCGCGAAACCGAAUAAUCACGACAGGAGGCCGUUUCAUAGUUUUAACGGUGCUGCUGUUGUGUUUGCCACAAACCUCGUCCGAAGCUACAGGUAGCAAGCCUCCAAUAAUCGAUCUCAGGGACGGAGAGGAGUACACACUAUCGGGAUCCAACCUGUUCUGCUACGCAAACUCCAUCGUACCAAACUGGAGGCAAACCUGGACAAGAAUUCAGGUCCGAAUAUGGAGUUCCAAGGUGUUCAAGGCGGAGGCGGUACAAGGUGAGGAGGAGCUGCUCCAGCUGGAGCGCUUCACAGUGUGGAACUGGUUGCAGAAUUUGUUGCAUGAGGGCCACAAUGAAACCACCAUCAACAUCCACCUGUUCAGCAAGAAGACGUGUUUCAAGGUCGGGCCCAGUGAUGAAACCAAGUACACGGUCAAGUCGCUUCGUAAGUUUGACAUAUAUUUGUUUUUGGUUUUCCUCGUUGGAGUAAUGCUAUUUGUCUUUGCCGACUCCCUCAGCAGGAGUCACGUUUUCUUCUAUUCAGCUGGCAUGGGCACAGGAAUGAUCGCUUCUCUCAUCAUUCUCUUUUUCAUACUGGCUCGUCUUUUGCCAAGGGUAGCGUUGUGCAACCUUCUACUGAAAAGAGCAGUAAGUAUGCACGUCAGUCUAAAAGCACAUAUACCCUUUAUGUUUCCACAGAAAAGCCCUUUUUACAUAUUGAUUGUCGGCGGCUGGUCGUUCUCUGUGUACGCCAUCCAGCUUGUCUGCAGGAACCUGAACGUGAUCCUCCGAGAACAUUGGCACGUGGCUUUAGGUUAUAUGAGCACUGUUGGCUUCGUCAGUUUCGCCGUGUGUUACCGUUAUGGCCCGCUGGUGGAUGACAAGAGCAUCAACAUCCUGUCCUGGACGCUGCAGUUGUUCGGCCUGCUCCUCAUUUAUCUGGGAAUUCAAAUUCAGCACGUUUCCUUUGCGAUCAUCGUGGCAGCCGUGUUUGCCAAGAAUCUGGAGUACCCCAUCAUGACGGCACUAGUUGCAAUAAGGAAAAUCCGCCAGUAUGUUCACUGGAAGCCGGAGAAGCGUCGCCUGCUGACUGAGGAGGAGUAUCGGAAGCAAGGGGAGGAGGAGACGUUGCGUGCUCUGGACGAUUUGCGGAAGUUCUGUAACAGCAGGGAGUGCAGCCCAUGGAAAUCUGUCAGCAGGCUUCAGUCCCCCAAGAGGUUUGCUGAUUUCAUCGAGGGCUCCUCUCACUUGAUGGCUAACGAGGUGUCGGUGCACGCGCAGGAAUAUGGUUGGAAAGAUUUCUUUGACACUGACGACGAAGAGGAAUAUCCAUCCAGCCUGUGCCAAAACCAGAGUGGGCCGGCACAGACUCCAUUCGAAAACUUUGAUGGCUCUCUGGAGCAUGACUAACGCUGGGACUUGGGAGCUGCUACUACGUUGUAGAAGUCCACGAGCGUUGUUCGCUGAAGGUCACAUUUGUGCACAGUGAAGUUGCCGGACGGAGGGUGAUUGGUUGCUGGCCGUGAAUGUAUAAAAGAAACCAAACAGUUUGAAUACACUGUCGUGGGGGCUUUGCUCCAAUUGGCUGCCAUUUAACUCGAUCCAUGGCUGAGCUGACAUCAGACUUGGGGCGAGAGGCGCGCCAACACCCUGGACUUUUUUUUUUUUAAUUGGACAUAUAGUACUGUGCAAAAGUACAAGGCCACAUUACAUUUUUUUUUUCUUUUUUGCAAUGCCACUAAGUAGAGUGCAGACCUCCACAAAGGGUGAACUUUUAAUAAAUGAAAACAAUUCAUAGAGCUGUGCAUUUGCUUUUGGUUGCUCGUGAGCAGGCUACUUCCUGCUUAAUAGGGGGUGGGGUACAGACGGGAGGUGCCAAUAACAUUCUGGGAGUUGGACGUUUUCAAAAAGCAUGUACAGAUGCAGCUCAAUAAGUUAAAAUACUGUUGGAGAGUACUUCAGCAUUGCAAUUCCAAAAGUGAAAGUCCUAAAUUAUACCGAUUCAUUCAACACAAUACUUUUCAGAAGGCCAAUUACAACCUCAUUUCCAUAUUAAAAUCUUUGUUUCUUAUGUAACAUUCAAAUUUCUUAGGAGAUGGUAAAAUCUGUGUUUUAGUUAGCUGUAAACUAAAAUCAUCAAAUCUAGUUUGCUUUGUGUAGUGAUUGAGUUGUAUAUAGUUUUAUAUGCGUGCGUGUGUGUGAAUUUAUCUUCAAAUUUAUGCCAUUCCUCUAAGAUUUGUGUAUACAUUUGUGAGGCCUAUUAUUAUUAGUCAUAUUGGCUACUGUGAAAAAGGCUCACAGAACAAAGCAAGUGGUGGCCUAAAACUUUUGCAGUGUUGUUUGUAGACUUUUUUUUUUUUUUUUUAAAUGAUUGUAAAAAAAUAGUUUGGUCUCUGGAAUGUCUGUUCACCUGUCAAUUGUAUAAUAAACAAACCGGUAAAUCUUU